Molecule: messenger RNA, 432 nt
Organism: Rhizophagus irregularis DAOM 181602=DAOM 197198
Lineage: Eukaryota; Fungi; Glomeromycota; Glomeromycetes; Glomerales; Glomeraceae
Source: RefSeq, a predicted model, not a curated record
AUGUUGCAAAAUCCUUUUUUCGUUCUUCAUGUCACACUCUGGUCUGAAGAUGGACGAGAUGAACGAAAUGUGAUUAGCAACCCGCCAAAGACAACACGUGUUCUUAUGGGAUCACUUGUUUCAUCCCCGGCCAUCCUCAAGAAUACCACGGGAGAACAAGGAUGUUACUUUUGUUUUCCAGAUCUCUCUAUACGUACAGAAGGAAAAUACACUCUGAAGUUUUCUUUAAUGAAGCUGGGAACCGAAGAUAGACUAAUUAAUACAAGAACAGAGAUAAUUGCUACUACAUAUUCAGACCCUUUUACCGUAUAUUCAGCAAAAAAAUUUCCCGGGAUGACAGAAUCAACGGAAUUAUCUAAAGCUUUUGCAAAGCAAGGAUUAAAGAUUCCGAUUAGAAAUGAUGUACGCCCGAGGAAAAUUGCUGAAGAUUAA